Saitoella complicata NRRL Y-17804 is the source of this 1536-nucleotide messenger RNA. Its product is annotated as kinase-like protein. Gene Ontology annotation, biological process: protein phosphorylation. Bases 1 to 1536 code for a protein of 511 amino acids. The record is from RefSeq and is a predicted model, not a curated record. The transcript has 2 exons. Gene Ontology annotation, molecular function: protein serine/threonine kinase activity; ATP binding. NCBI's taxonomy places the organism in Eukaryota, Fungi, Ascomycota, Saitoellomycetes, Saitoellales, Saitoellaceae.
AUGGCGGCUGUUUUCGCGUUCGACGACUCGGACGAUUUCCUUGCGGCUCCCCGACGUGACAGGGCGGAUACACUUGACUCAAACGACGAACACUGGGUUCCGGGACAUGCUGGUGUAGUACCAGGACCGCGUACGCCGACUCUUUCGAGGGAAUCCACUGUGACGAUUUCGGACUCUAGUACAAUUAUUGAGUACAAUGCGGCUGCUGAAGAUGGAGUGGAGGAUGGAGAUGUGACGAUUACGCAUGAGGGAGCGGCGAAUGCGAACUUCAAGAUGGUGGAUGAUGAUGAAACGCCUAUGCCUUCGGGUGCUCAGACACCCCGUGCUCCGCGUCAACCGAACUCGACGCCGGCCAGCCCGUCGACGAAGGAGUACGAGGUUCCUCUUGACGAGGACUUCGUUUCCUCAAUCUCGGCUCCGCCUUCGCGCAAGAUGGCUCCGUCUGAUUUUACGCCGUUGAAGGUAUUGGGCAAGGGCGCUUACGGCACUGUUCACCUCGUCAAACAAAACUCCACCGGUCGCCUUUUCGCACAGAAGCAGUUGAAGAAGGCGUCUAUCGUUGUUCGUGCGAAGACUGUUGACGGAAUCAAGGCCGAACGUCAGAUUUUGGAGGAAGUUCGGCACCCGUUCAUCGUCAAGUUGUUUUACGCUUUUCAGUCACACACCAAACUGUACUUGAUUUUGGAGUAUGCCAUGGGUGGUGAGCUCUUUACGCAUUUGGAGACGGCGAAAAUGUUUGAUGAGGCCACCGCAGCGUUUUAUACUGCAGAGAUUGUAUUGGCUCUGAGCCAUUUGCAUUCACUCGGUGUCGUCUAUCGUGACCUUAAGCCUGAGAACUGUCUCCUCGAUGCAGAGGGACACGUCCUGCUUACGGACUUCGGACUCUCGAAGGUGUCUGACGCAAAUGGUGCAGACGAGGGACAACCCCGCCUCACCUCCUUCGUCGGAACGUGCGAAUACAUGGCCCCUGAAAUCCUCCAAGAGCAAGGUCAUGACGCCGCGGUGGACUGGUGGUCCCUCGGCGUCCUCCUAUACGAAUUCUUAACCGGAAUGCCACCCUUCACCGGCAACAACAAAAAGAAAAUCAUGGACAAAAUCACAAAGACGAAGCUCUCCCUCCCGUACUACCUCAGCCCAGACGCGAAAGAUCUCCUCACCAAGUUACUCAAGAAGACGCCGAGUGUACGACUCGGCAGCAAAUCCGGCGACGUCAACAAAAUCAAAGCCCACCGACUCUUCCGAAAGAUUGAUUGGAAGGCGUUGGAGAGGAGAGAGGUUUCACCGCCGAUUGUGCCUAUGAUCACGGACCCGGAGCUUGCGGAGAACUUUGCGGAUGAGUUCACGACGUUGGCUGUUGUUGGGAGUCCGCCCGUCACACCCGGUGGUGAGGGAAUGCCAAUGCCCUUUUCCGGGGUGGAUGGGAUGGACGGACAUGCGGCUUCCAGUCCGGGGAUGUUCAAGGAUUUCUCGUAUAUAGCGAGCACAAGUUUCAUUCAGAGGGCUAUGGAGGCUCAGAUUAAUCACUUUGGGGAAUGA